ACAGGUUGGAACAGCUUUGCCGUAAAGAGCAUUGGCAGGCAUGGAAUCCGAGACUCCUUUGCUGCAGCGUGAGGAGCUUGUCAGUGCCCUGCAGCGCGAUGGGCUCUGUCUGAGACAUGCAAGAGAGAACUUCAAGGCAGAUGAGGAGCUGGUCAUGUUUGCGGUGUCUCAGAACGGCAAUGCCUUAAAAUUUGCAUCCGAGGAACUCAAGAAGUCCAAGGCGAUAGUGACGGCUGCUGCAUUGCAACACGGCCCUUCGAUGCAGUACGCUUCGAAAGAUCUUAUCGAGGACAGGGACUUUGUUUUGGAGCUGUGUGCCAAGGGAGCGAGCUGCCUGUCGGGGUUGGAUGAGAAGAUGAAGAAAGAUAAGGAGGUGGUGCUUGCGUGUAUGAGUGCGAACGGAUUCCAGCUGGACAACGCAGAUCCAAGUCUCCAGAAAGACAAGGAGGUUGUUUUGAGAGCUGUGAAAUCACAUGGCAAGGCCCUUCGAUUUGCGUCAGAGGAGUUGUUGAAGGACAAGGAAGUCGUCAUGGCUGCUGUAAGUGAGAACGGAGACGCUCUUAAGUUUGCGAGCUCCGAGUUGAAGAACGAUCGCGACGUUGUGCUGUGUGCUGUGAAGCAAUCAGGGGACUCGCUCAAGCACAGCUCAGAAGAGAUGCGGAAGGAUAGAGAGGUUGUGCUGGAAGCUGUGAAGAAGAGCGGGAGAGCCCUUUCGCUGGCGCCGGCUUUCAGCGACGACAAGGAGAUUGUUACAAUCGCAGUUCAAGCGAAUGCCAAGGCGUUGAAGUUUGCCUCGAAGGACAUGAAGAAGGAGAAGGACGUUGUGUACUCAGCACUGAAGUCAGAAUGCUCGGCUGGCGAGGGGCUAAAGUUUGCUGACCCUGAGCUGCAAGCGGACAAGCAGCUGGUGAUGGAAGCAGUGAGGGCCGAUGGAGAUGCGCUUCAGUUUGCGAACGCAUUGUUGAGAGGAGACAAGGAUGUCGUGACAGAAGCAGUCUCAACUCGACCAGAGGCGCUGGAGUAUGCGACUGACAGCCUGAAGAUUGACAAGGAUGUGGUCAUUAUGGCUGUGAAGAAGGCAGGAGACGUCCUGAAAGUGCUGCCCUCAGAGGCACAGGAUAAGGAAGUGGUACUAGAAGCACUCAAGACAUCUGGUGAUGCUAUCAAGUAUGUCACGGAAGAUUUGAUCGCAGACAGAGAAGUCAUAAAGCAAGCGAUCAUCUCAGGAGGGGAAAAGCUGCUGGGCGCUAUGGUCGAUAGCGUGGAAACACAGCAGAUAAUCGCAGAAGUGAUCGAGGAAGUUGAGAGGAGGGCUCACUGGCUAACUGAGUAA
This is a messenger RNA of Guillardia theta CCMP2712, 1333 nucleotides long. RefSeq lists its product as hypothetical. Bases 41 to 1333 code for a protein of 430 amino acids. The transcript is spliced from 4 exons. Lineage: Eukaryota; Cryptophyceae; Pyrenomonadales; Geminigeraceae. The record is from RefSeq and is a predicted model, not a curated record.